CCCGUAUUUAAAUAGCAUUAUCUAAAUAUCAUCAAUUCAAAAAUGAAUCAAGCUAUCAGAUCAUUUACAGCCAAUCCACUAACAGUUCUCUCGUUUCCUCUUCCAUAUAGAUUUGGCCAAAAAGCUUCAGUAGUUAAAUUUAGGCAGCUGACUUCUCAGUAUAGUCGACCUGAGAAUUCAUCAAGCAUGGAAAGUAAAGAGAAAAAGGACCCCAAUAACCCGCAAGAGAAAUCAGGGGACGUGAUGUCUCAUUCAUUUGGAGAGGGAUAUUCUACGAGGUCUGAUGAAGAAGGGUUUGGUGGGACCUGUGGAAGCAAUCAGUUCCUUCCUAAAGAUGAAUCAGAGAAAGGAAUUCAUGAAAAUCACCCAGCUUAUGACAAGACCCAAGGAAGCGAAGUGAAGGAGAAGGAAAAGGGUCGGCAUCAGACCCAAGCAUCAAACUAGAUGGGGAAAUUGGCUCAGUGUUAACUUUCAUGUAUUCUUGGCUAAGUUUUCGUACAUUAGCAUUCCUCAAUCCAAUGCACUUGGUUGCAUAACUGCAACUCUUUUUUUUACCAUCUCAAUAAUGGAACACGUUUUAUGUUUUUCUUUGAAUAUUUAUAGACAACUUACCAGUUCUAUAUAAGUAGUUGUACAGAGCCAGCUCCUCGAUCUUUCAUUCUUAAUAAAACAAAGACGAGUCAGGAUGAUCCAUAAAUUUUCAGAUA
This is a messenger RNA of Mangifera indica (mango), 707 nucleotides long. RefSeq lists its product as uncharacterized. The record is from RefSeq and is a predicted model, not a curated record. Bases 43 to 444 code for a protein of 133 amino acids. NCBI's taxonomy places the organism in Eukaryota, Viridiplantae, Streptophyta, Magnoliopsida, Sapindales, Anacardiaceae. The transcript is spliced from 3 exons.